Salvia hispanica is the source of this 1131-nucleotide messenger RNA. Its product is annotated as protein VACUOLELESS GAMETOPHYTES-like. The record is from RefSeq and is a predicted model, not a curated record. NCBI's taxonomy places the organism in Eukaryota, Viridiplantae, Streptophyta, Magnoliopsida, Lamiales, Lamiaceae.
AUGGACUCCACACCCAAAACCUGUAUAGAUCAAUUCACUCACCCUCACCACCAUCCUCUAACAACCACAGCUGACUAUAACCAACGAUUCUUUUGCAAUGGCUGCCGGACUACCGGAAUCGGGCAGCGAUUCUGGUGCAACGCCUGCAAUUUAGACCUCCACGGCUUCUGCGCCACCUGCCCCCGGUCCCUCUCCUCCUUCAUGCAUCCCCACCCCCUCACCCUCCUCGUACCGAACCCGGCAUCAUCCGUGCACCUCGUCUGCGACCUCUGUCGCGAAACGAUCCACGGCCUCUUCUACCGGUGCGCGGACUGCAAUUUCAACGUGCACCCAAUCUGCACGAAGCUGCCGGAGAGGAUCAAUCACAUUCUUGACAGAAUCCAUCUUUUGAUCCUCCAAUCCCCGCCUGCAGACGGCGCAGGUAGCACCUGCGCCGUCUGCUUGCACCUAUGCGCCGGGUGGCGCUACGCGUGCCGUGCCUGUAGGGUUGACAUUCACCUGGAGUGUGUGUUGGGUCCCGCAGCCGGGCACCAACAACAUGUCCAUAGUAGGACUGGUCAACAGGAAAUCCCCAUGUUCAAUCAGAAAAUGGGGAAUAUUCCUAUUGGUCAACAGGGAAUCCCCAUAUUCAAUCAGAACAUGGGGAUUCCUUUCCACGCCCCGCCAUGGAGGGUUGCUCCGUUUUACGGGAUUCCUUUCCAUGCCCAGCCUCAGACGUUUGGCGGGUAUGGGCCCAGGUUCAAUAUGUACCAUGGUCCAUAUGCAUAUCCACUUUGGCCGCAUAAUUCGCAGGUGGGGGCAAAUAAUAGUCAUAAUUGGAGUCGAUUCGGGAAGACGAUGUUUGAUCUAGUAACGAAGCUUGGAAUGGGAGUGAUGUCGAAUAUGAUUUUUGGAGUGGAUAUAUAUGGAGAUGCACGAGUGAGAUGCAUUGAGAGUGAGAGAGAAGCUCUUCUUAGCUUCAAGAAUGGCCUCAUCUAUAAUCAGGGUAUGCUCUUGUCGUGGCGAAACAACGAAUGUUGCAAAUGGCAUGGUGUUGAGUGCAACAACACCACUGGCCAUGCCAUCACCCUCCAGCUCUAUGGUAUGAAUUAUGAUGGUGAAUUGCAAGGUGAGGUUCAUUCUUUUGGUUGA